Arachis ipaensis is the source of this 975-nucleotide messenger RNA. RefSeq lists its product as uncharacterized. The record is from RefSeq and is a predicted model, not a curated record. NCBI's taxonomy places the organism in Eukaryota, Viridiplantae, Streptophyta, Magnoliopsida, Fabales, Fabaceae.
AUGGCAAUGCUUAAUGUUUCAAAUAGUACAACCCAUGGAUUUGAUCGUGUGGUAGACAUUAACCCGUCUAAACUAGAAUGGUCUGUGGUGGUGGGCGUUGUUCGAAUGUACGAGGUUUUGAGUCAGUGGAAUCCAGAUGAAGUUUUUAGCAUUGAGAUGAUCCUUCAGGAUGAAUGGGGUGAUCGGAUCCAUUAUACUAUACCGAGGAACAACAUUGUGAUAUUUAGGAGUGUUAUCUGCGAUCAUGAAAUCUAUUCCCUGAAGAAUUUUAUUGUGCAAGGCUAUAAAAAUUCAGUGAGGACUACACCUCACAAAUAUAAACUAAGCUUUUAUAUGAAAACGCCUGUGUCUAGACUCACUCCUGACACAUUUCUUUUCAACCCGUAUCGAUUCACAAAGUAUGAAGAAAUUGAGUCAAUGGCUUUGGUCGUCGCUCAAAACCACCUGAUCAAUUGCAUUGGUCAUGUGGUAGCUAAAGAAAAUGUAAGAGAUUUGGUAACCAAAACUGGGCAACACACUAAACGCAUAGUGGUUUAUUUGAAGGAUUUAGAGCCAGAUUGUGAGCCAUUAGUUAUGGUUGCCCAGCUUUUUAAACCAUAUGUGUAUUUGAAUGAUGUUAACAUCCAAAGUAGCUUUGAUCCUUCUCGAGUAUAUUGUAACGCUGACUUCCCUGCUGUUAUUAGUUUCAAAAAGAGUUUACUUGAGCAAGGUGAUCUAGCUUCUCAGAGAAUCAAUCUUAUUGAGAGUCAUGGCCAAACUUCCUUGUAUGAUGAAUCCCAGGGAAUAACUCCAAUCAAGUCAAUGGAAGAAGUUCUAAACUUGGACCAUGAGACAUCCUGUUGGGUUGUUGGUACCAUAGUUUUUGUCGAUGUGGAUUUGAAGGAUUGGUAUCACCUUGUUGUCAUCCUUACUGAUGGUACCGGUUGUAUUAAGGUGACCUUAUGGAAUUCAGAAGCCAAAGCUAUUCACAACUAG